Messenger RNA from Culex quinquefasciatus (southern house mosquito), 646 nucleotides. Its product is annotated as succinate dehydrogenase assembly factor 2, mitochondrial-like. The record is from RefSeq and is a predicted model, not a curated record. The coding region runs from base 250 to 606 and encodes 118 amino acids. Gene Ontology annotation, cellular component: mitochondrion. The transcript is spliced from 3 exons. Lineage: Eukaryota; Metazoa; Arthropoda; Insecta; Diptera; Culicidae. Gene Ontology annotation, biological process: mitochondrial respiratory chain complex II assembly; tricarboxylic acid cycle; protein-FAD linkage.
UUUGUGCUCAUUUUCUAGACAAAAAAAAACUUCUGCAAAUUUCUGUUGUGAAAUUGCGUCGUGUUUUGGGAGAAAAAUCAGCGCCAGUCGCUUUUACAUAACGUGUUGCAAUUAAAAUCCGCGUUAAAAUGGCUUCAUUCUGCUUGUCCCGCUGUUGUGCCCUUCGAGGCUCAACCGCGGUCGGAUGGUCCUUCGUACCAUCGGAACAAGCCGCGUUUCGUUGGCCGGUGAAGGAGAACGACCCCGCCAAUGAUCGACCUGGAGGACAAGUCGCUCCCGAUCCCAAUCUACAAGGAGAAGCACAAUGAACCUUUGAAGUUGCAGAAAUCUCGCUUGCUGUACCAAUCUCGGAAGCGCGGCAUGCUCGAGAACGGUCUGCUGCUGAGCACGUUUGCGGCCAAGUAUCUGGAGUCGCUGGACGCGCGGCAGACCAAGCUGUACGACACCCUGAUCAAUAUGCCCACGAACGAUUGGGACAUCUUCUACUGGGCGACCGGAGUGAAGCCGACGCCGCAGGAGUACGACAACGAAAUUAUGAACAUGCUCAAGGAGCACGUGAAGAAUGCGAAUAAGGAAAAGCGGCUUUGCCAGCCGGCUUUGUAUUAGACUACUUAAAAAUGGAACAAUAAAGCUUUAUUUAAAUUAA